AUGGGGGAUCAGAAAGAAGUGACCAUGGUCCAGAGAUCCACUUCAUUCAGCAUCAAGAGUCUGCUGCUUCCGUCGAAAAGCGAGGCGCGAGACUCAGGUGAGAGGAGCGCGUGCUCGUCAGGGUCCGAGUCGGAGAAAGGCUCAGGAGCGCGCGGGACCGACAAGGAGAAGAAGGCGGAAGAUCCAAAGAGCGAUCAAGGGGGAUCCGGUAAAAACGGCAAACUCGACAAGCCUCCUUUCAGCUACAACGCGCUGAUUAUGAUGGCGAUCCGACAGAGUCCCGAGAAGCGGCUCACCCUGAACGGGAUCUACGAGUUCAUCAUGCAGAACUUCCCUUAUUACCGGGAGCACAAGCAAGGCUGGCAGAACUCCAUCCGCCACAACCUGAGCCUAAACAAAUGCUUCGUGAAAGUCCCGAGGCAUUACGAUGACCCUGGGAAAGGGAACUACUGGAUGCUGGACCCAUCCAGUGAUGAGGUGUUUAUAGGCGGGACGACCGGGAAACUCCGCCGGCGCUCUGCGACUUCACGCGGAAAGCUGGCCAUGAAGCGCGGGCUGCGAUUCGCACCCUUCGGGUUUGGAAUAAACGACAGGUCGAGCAAUCCUCUGUACUGGCAAAUCUCUCCUUUUUUAUCCCUCCACCCUCCUUCUUACAGCGCCCCAACAUCUGGAUUUCUAAACCAGAACCACGGUUAUGGCUCACUCAUCCCCGGAGUGGAUCAGCUGGGGGGCACUGAGCUCGCCCGGCCCAUCCUCGGCUCGAACGGAGCUCCUCUUGGUUUUACGAACGCUUAUGGGUUUACGAGCUCAUCUCCGGUCGGGUUGAUACAGAGUCAGACUGGUUAUCUGGGAAACCAGCAGCAGCAGCAUCAGCAUCAGCAGCUCGCGCACACAAACCAAAGCGCGUCCCCGUUCCCGGUCUCCGCCACUCCGUCGGCGCGCGCGCUGCUCUCAGACACGCUCAGGGCCACGUUACCGUCUUCUUUCCCCCCCAUCGGAUCAGCCGACUUCCCUGCAGUUUUGUCUCAGCACAAACGUGUCCUUCCUAAUUCAUACUAAUUCACCGAACCCAGGCUUGUGAACACGUGGCGCAAAGAUUGCACGAAUUCUGACCAAAAUCACUUACGGGUUGUUUUACAAUCAGGGUA
Neoarius graeffei (lesser salmon catfish) is the source of this 1148-nucleotide messenger RNA. It is a transcript of the gene foxg1d, whose product is annotated as forkhead box G1d. Bases 1 to 1059 code for a protein of 352 amino acids. The transcript has a single exon. NCBI's taxonomy places the organism in Eukaryota, Metazoa, Chordata, Actinopteri, Siluriformes, Ariidae. Gene Ontology annotation, cellular component: nucleus. The record is from RefSeq and is a predicted model, not a curated record. Gene Ontology annotation, molecular function: DNA-binding transcription factor activity; sequence-specific double-stranded DNA binding. Gene Ontology annotation, biological process: regulation of transcription by RNA polymerase II.